Arachis duranensis is the source of this 1089-nucleotide messenger RNA. Its product is annotated as zinc finger protein JAGGED-like. NCBI's taxonomy places the organism in Eukaryota, Viridiplantae, Streptophyta, Magnoliopsida, Fabales, Fabaceae. The transcript is spliced from 2 exons. Gene Ontology annotation, biological process: trichome morphogenesis. The record is from RefSeq and is a predicted model, not a curated record. Bases 1 to 1089 code for a protein of 362 amino acids.
AUGUCAACCAUGUCAAACAACGUCUCUUCUUCCCCAGCAAACCAGCCUGAUAAGAAGGGUAAAGAGAAAGUUAAUUUUGAUGAAAUGAACAAGGACAAGCAGAUUCUAGUCAACGAACCAAACGUUCCAAACAACAUGAACAACAAGCGCAAAGCAAUCAUGUUAGGAGAUGAUCAUGAUCAUCCUAAUACCGAUGGUUCUGCUGCUGUUACCGAAGAUGGAAGUGAUUCCACUAAAGAACAGGAGCCCAACUCUGACAAAACUCUCAUUAUUGGUAGCCAGAAUUCACAAAAGAAGAAAAUUUCAUACAAUUGCACCUUUUGUGACAAGAGCUUUUCUUCCGCACAAGCUCUUGGGGGUCACCAAAAUGGUCACAGAAUGGAGAGAAUGCAACAGUCCCAUAACAAAAAUAGCAGUGUAAAUGAUGGGAUCCAACUCUUAAAUAACAUGACCAUGGGUGCGGGUAUGAACUCAUCAUCGUCAACAAGCUCCAUGGAGCUACCGUCUUCGCCAACCAUCCCUUCUUUUAGGCCCUUCUUUAAUGGGGAACCUAAUAUGAUGAUCAUGGGAUACAAUAAUAAUAUUAUUAAUAAUGAUUAUCAUCCUUAUCAUCAUGGUUUAUUCCAGAACAAUGGAGGGAGACCAUCAAACUUUUUCAGUCCUGGCCCUGUGGUUGGUGCAAAUAACAAUUUUGCAUACCCUCGUGUUGGUUCUGCUUUUGAUGCAGUGGGAGUUGGAAACGUUGGUGCAUUUCAGCAUCCAUAUGAAUUUCAAACAAGAGGCCUCAAUGAUGCUGCAUCAGUGAACCCUGGACCUGGUGGUACAUCUCAGCAUCCUCGUCCUGCUAUGGCUGCUGUUGAGAUUAGCAGAACUAGAAUUGGGAAUAACAACAACAAUAAUAACGGUGGUGUCGAAAGGCAGAUUGUGAAUGAGGCCUGUGAGACCCCACAGGGUGAAUUUGAGUUUGUUUUGCUUCCAUGUGCAGCAAGAAACAACGAGAAUAAUAUGGUGGAGAUUGACUUUGGUCUGGUUCCAAAGAAAGACGAAAAUGGAGAAGCAAAAGAAAAAGCCGCGUCAGAGACUGAUUGA